Acanthisitta chloris (rifleman) is the source of this 896-nucleotide messenger RNA. It is a transcript of the gene EIF2B1, whose product is annotated as eukaryotic translation initiation factor 2B, subunit 1 alpha, 26kDa. Lineage: Eukaryota; Metazoa; Chordata; Aves; Passeriformes; Acanthisittidae. The record is from RefSeq and is a predicted model, not a curated record. The transcript is spliced from 8 exons. Gene Ontology annotation, biological process: translational initiation. The annotation marks the transcript as partial. Gene Ontology annotation, cellular component: eukaryotic translation initiation factor 2B complex. Gene Ontology annotation, molecular function: guanyl-nucleotide exchange factor activity; translation initiation factor activity.
ACUUGAUCGAGACGUUCCGGGCGCAGCUACGGGAUGACCCCGACGUGGCCUCGGCCGUGGCCGCGAUCCGAGCCCUGCUGGGCUUCCUCAAGCAGGACCGCGGGGAGACCAUCCAGGGCCUGCGGAGCAGCCUGCGCGAUGCCAUCGAGACGCUGUCCCGCGUGGACUCCUCGGUGGCUGUGUCCUCGGGCGGGGAGCUCUUCCUGCGCUUCAUCAGCCUCACCUCGCUGGAGUAUUCGGAUUACUCCAAGUGCAAAGAAAUUAUGAUCGAGCGUGGGGAGAUCUUCCUGAGGAAAGUGUCUCUCUCUCGGAAUAAAAUCGCCAAGCUGUGUCAUCCUUUCAUCAGAGAUGGUGCUAGAAUACUGACCCAUGCCUACUCCAGAGUGGUCCUCAGGGUGCUGGAAGCAGCUGUGGAGUCAAAGAAACGAUUCAGUGUCUAUGUGACUGAAUCACAGCCAGAUCAAGCAGGGCAAAAAAUGGCAAAAGCCCUGAGGAAGCUGGACAUCCCUGUGAUUGUAAUCCUGGAUGCUGCAGUUGGCUACAUUAUGGAGAAAGUGGAUCUGGUGCUAGUUGGUGCUGAAGGUGUAGUUGAAAGUGGAGGCAUUAUCAACAAGAUUGGCACUAACCAAAUAGCUGUGUGUGCCAAAGCUCAGAACAAACCAUUUUAUGUGGUCGCAGAGAGUUUCAAGUUUGUAAGACUCUUCCCUCUAAAUCAGCAGGAUGUCCCUGAUAAGUUUAAGUACAAAGCAGACACUCUGAAAGCAGGUCAGAAUCUCACACAGGAGCAUCCCUGGAUUGACUACACAUCCCCAUCCCUGAUCACGUUACUGUUCACAGACCUUGGUGUGUUGACUCCAUCAGCUGUCAGCGAUGAACUCAUUAAACUCUAUCUGUAG